Messenger RNA from Phragmites australis (common reed), 870 nucleotides. Its product is annotated as protein S40-4-like. The record is from RefSeq and is a predicted model, not a curated record. Bases 103 to 612 code for a protein of 169 amino acids. The transcript has a single exon. NCBI's taxonomy places the organism in Eukaryota, Viridiplantae, Streptophyta, Magnoliopsida, Poales, Poaceae.
UGAUCUGCUUCUACGGUUCUGACCCUCGCCAGAGUCGCUGGUCUCUCUCGGAAUCUCGCGUGUGACACCUCUCGCUGCAAUCUGCCUCGACCACGAGGUGCAAUGGCGAGGACCACGCGGUCGACGGCGACGGAGCGCGCGUACCUGCAGUUCGCGCCGUCGCCGAACGGCGUGGUGGCCAGCCCGGCCGAGGAGUUCGACGAGUCGGACAUCUGGGGCUCGUUCAGCCAGGCCGUCGCGUCGGAUCCCAGGGCACCGGCCGAGUCGCUGCGGGCUCGUCCGGUUCCGGCUGCCGCCCGGCCGGCCGGGCGGCAGACGAAGCCGGUGGCGGUCGGCAGGGCCGGCGGCGCAGCGCACGGGUCUUUGCCGGUGAAUAUACCGGACUGGUCCAAGAUCCUUGGCGACGAGUACCGGGGCCGCCACGACGCCGGCGACUGGGAGCUGGACGACGCGGACGAGGACGACGUCGACGCGGCGGCGGUGCCGCCGCACGUGCUGGCGUGGCGGCGCCGGGCCGCGUCGUUGUUGGCGCACGAAGGCGCGGGCGUCGUCGGCAGGACGCUCAAGGUCCGGGACGCGGUUUGGAAGAGGACCACCGGGUUCCAGGACUGACUGACGGACUUGGACGCCAUUGCAGUACUAGCUGCUUUGCUUUGCUUUAACAGAGGAUUAGAUUUCGAUCGGCACUACUUGAUUACUAGCUAGCAGCAGCAGAUGAUGUUGGCUUUAGCUUUUGACAGCGCUCAAUUACCCUUUUGUUUCGGGGUAAUUUGCCUUCGUUCGAUCCCUCCGUGGUGCACUGAGGAGAGAGAAAGAUUGUAAGAUUGUCCAUUGUUGGAGUAUUAUGUUAGUUGAUUCUUUUUUCCGAAA